Messenger RNA from Leptosomus discolor (cuckoo roller), 2009 nucleotides. The record is from RefSeq and is a predicted model, not a curated record. Lineage: Eukaryota; Metazoa; Chordata; Aves; Leptosomiformes; Leptosomidae.
AUUCUCCCUCCAGGACUCCAGUGUUGGUGGGAUCUGAUGAGUUCGAUAAGUGUCUCAGCAAUGACAAGUAUUCUCAUGAAGAGUACAGUAAUGGAGCACUUUCAGUUCUACAAUAUCCGUAUGAUAACGGUUAUUACUUGCCCUAUUACAAAAGAGAGAGAAAUAAACGUAGCACCCAGAUCACUGUUCGAUUUUUUGAUGAAACAAAUUACAAGAACAUUCGUAAAAAAGAUCCUGUUCUUCUGCUUCACUGGUGGAAAGAAAUUGUCGGCACCAUUGUAUUUUGCAUUGUGGCCACAACUUUUAUCGUACGCAAACUUUUCCAUCCCCAUCCUUACAGCAGACUGCGAAAGGAAUCUGAAACACAGUGUCAGACUGAUAGCAAAUAUGAGCCCACUUGUGGAGACGUUAAAGACAGCAGCUGGAGCGACGUCAAGAACUGUGGAUAUGUGUCAAGAUACCUGACAGAUUUUGAACCAAUUCAAUGUCUGGGUCGUGGAGGUUUUGGAGUAGUUUUUGAAGCCAGAAAUAAAGUGGAUGACUGCAACUAUGCUAUCAAAAGGAUCCGUUUACCUAACAGGGAGCUGGCUCGUGAAAAGGUGAUGCGGGAAGUCAAGGCGUUAGCUAAACUUGAGCAUCCAGGUAUUGUUCGGUAUUUCAACGCGUGGCUGGAAGCUCCACCUGAGAGAUGGCAGGAGAAGAUGGAUGAACAGUGGUUAAAAGAUGAAAGCACUGAUUGGCCCCUCAGUUCUCCCAGUCCGAUGGAUGUCCCGUCAUUUAAGAUCAGAACAGAGCCAUUUUCAACAAAGGAGCAUGUUGAAGUUAUUGCCACUUCGUCAGAGAGGGAAAGGUCCGUGGGAAUACCCUGUGGUCAGUCUGAUUCAUCCGGAAGCCAGUUUUCUCCUCUGGAAUUUUCCGCCACGGACAACAGGGACUUACACCAGUCAGAAGAUCCGCUAUUAAACCUUCAGGACAGUGUCCUUACAGGCUGUGAUGUAGAAGACAGUACUAUCAACAAUAAAGAGCUGGGUCACUCCGUGGAAAUUUGUUCUUCAGCUGUUUCUGUUGUACACCUGAGGGAAGGGACCUCCUCUUCUAUUGUGUUUGAGGAUUCUGGUUGUGGAAAUGCUUCUAGUAAGGAAGGUAGAGUUAAUGUUUCACAUGAUGAGAGUCUUUCUGAGGACAAGGCAAAAAGUACAAAAGAAUCUGAUAACAAGAAAUCUGCUUCAGGAAGUCCCCUCUCUGUUUCUCCACCAAGGCCCACAAGCUUAAGCCUGGACCUUUCCAAAAAUAUUACAGAAAAAGUCAAACCCGCCUCUCCAAAGGUGUAUCUUUACAUCCAGAUGCAGCUGUGCCGGAAAGAGAACCUUAAAGACUGGAUGAGCAGAAGAUGCAUGAUAGAGGAGAGGGAAAGGACAGAGUGUCUGCAGAUAUUUCUGCAGAUAGCUGAAGCGGUUGACUUUCUGCAUAGCAAAGGAUUAAUGCACAGGGAUCUCAAGCCUUCCAAUAUAUUUUUCACAAUGGAUGACAUAGUAAAGGUUGGAGAUUUUGGACUGGUAACUGCUAUGGACCAAGAUGAGGAGGAGGAGUCGGUACUUACCCCAAUGCCAGCUUAUGCCAGGCACACAGGACAAGUAGGGACCAAACUCUACAUGAGCCCAGAACAGAUCUGUGGGAACACCUAUUCGCACAAAGUGGAUAUCUUUUCUUUGGGACUGAUUCUCUUUGAGCUGCUUUACCCUUUCAGCACACAGAUGGAGAGGGUCAGGACCUUAAGUGAUGUUAGGAAUUUGAAGUUUCCACUGUUGUUCACUCAAAAGUAUGCACAAGAGUACACCAUGGUGAAGGACAUGCUCUCUCCGAGUCCCACUGAAAGACCAGAGGCUGCAGCAAUCAUAGAAAAUCCUGUAUUUGAAGACUUGGAACUCCCACCAAAACCAGUGCUUAGGCAGAGGUCACGGACAAUGAGUCUAUCAGGAAACAAGCAUUCCAGACAACCAAGCAAAUAA